CUUAGUCCUCUAAAAAUGGGCAUGACAAUUGUAAGAUUUAAUUAAUGUGCUUUGCUAAGAGACCUUUGCAAACUCUCUCUGAAUGAAAACUGCCAUUCCGAAGCGUUGGUAUCAACCUCUGAAUAUUUGGAGGCCCUGUGGUUUGGAGCAGAAGAAUCUGAGUUCCAACUUGGCUGUCACCAUGAAGUUCUGUGGAAGUGGGAGAUGACUCUGCAUUGCUACCAUUGGACUCUGAGGUCAGAAGAUAUAGGUUUUUGUAACAAGAAGCAGCAACCUUUUCAUCGGGUGGAAGACGAAACAGUGGAAAAGAACUGUGUACCAUGUGUUAGUAUAUUGAAGAGUGAGAAUUCUUGGAUUAGUGUGGUUUUGGAUUGUAAAAAGGGAAAAGAAAGGAGAGAGUGAAAAUGGGGAGGAAGAAAAUACAAAUCACAAGAAUAAUGGACGAACGGAACAGACAGGUGACCUUUACGAAGAGGAAAUUUGGAUUAAUGAAGAAGGCAUACGAACUUAGUGUGCUCUGUGACUGUGAAAUAGCACUCAUCAUUUUUAACAGCUCUAACAAACUCUUUCAGUAUGCCAGCACUGAUAUGGACAAAGUUCUACUCAAAUACACAGAAUACAAUGAACCCCAUGAGAGCAGAACCAACUCAGAUAUCGUUGAGACUUUAAGAAAAAAAGGCCUUAAUGGUUGUGAGAGCCCUGAUGCUGACGAUUACUUUGAGCACAGUCCACUAUCGGAGGACAGAUACAGCAAACUAAAUGAAGAUAGUGAUUUUAUUUUCAAGCGAGGCCCUGCUCUGAACAAGAAGGAACACAGAGGGUGUGACAGCCCGGACCCUGACACUUCAUAUGUGCUCACGCCACAUACAGAAGAAAAAUAUAAAAAAAUUAAUGAAGAGUUUGAUAAUAUGAUGCGGAAUCAUAAAGUCGCACCUGGCUUGCCUCCCCAGAACUUUUCAAUGUCUGUUACGGUUCCAGUGUCCAAUCCCAAUACUUUAACCUACAGUAACCCAGGGAGUUCCCUUGUAUCCCCAUCACUGGCAGCCAAUUCAUCAUUAACAGACACGACCAUGCUCUCCCCACCUCAGGCCACAUUACAUCGAAAUGUAUCGCCCGGAGCCCCUCAGAGACCGCCAAGUACUGGCAAUGCAGGUGGUAUUUUGGGUACAGCAGAUCUCACAGUGCCAAAUGGAGCUGGUACCAGUCCAGUGGGAAAUGGAUUUAUUAACUCUCGAGCUUCACCAAGCCUGCUAGGAACCACUGGUGGUGGGAAUGGAUUAGGCAAAGUUAUGCCUACAAAGUCUCCGCCUCCGCCCGGAGGAGGUAAUCUUGGAAUGAACAAUCGCAAACCAGACCUUCGUGUUGUCAUCCCACCUUCCAGCAAGGGCAUGAUGCCUCCAUUGAAUACCCAAAGGAUAAGCAGUUCUCAGUCUACACAGCCUCUUGCUACCCCUGUGGUGUCUGUGACAACUCCAAGCUUGCCUCCACAGGGACUGGUGUAUUCAGCCAUGCCUACCACCUACAACACUGAUUACUCCUUGACUAGUGCAGACCUGUCUGCCCUGCAGGGCUUUAACUCCCCAGGAAUGCUGUCUUUAGGACAGGUAUCUGCCUGGCAACAGCACCAUCUAGGGCAAGCAGCCCUCAGCUCUCUUGUUGCUGGAGGCCAGUUAUCUCAGGGUUCAAAUUUAUCCAUUAAUACCAACCAAAACAUCAACAUAAAGUCCGAACCAAUUUCACCUCCACGGGACCGUGUGACUCCAUCUGGGUUCCCUCCGCAGCAGCAGCAGCAGCAAUCACGGCAGGAAAUGGGUCGUUCCCCUGUUGACAGUCUCAGUAGUUCCAGCAGUUCUUAUGAUGGCAGUGAUCGGGAGGACCCAAGAAGUGAUUUCCAUUCACCUGUUGGGUUGGGAAGACCACCAAAUACAGAAGAUAGAGAGAGCCCAUCAGUGAAACGAAUGAGAGUGGACACAUGGGCAACAUAAACUUUCAGCAUUGCCACUUCUAUUUUGUGUUAUCACACUGAACUGUCCUGACAUAUCUAAAUAUAUAUAUAAGGACAUGAAAUAAAUAUAUUUAUAUGUAUGUACAUACAUGCAUAUAUAUAUAUCUUCACGUGUAUAUAUAUGUGCGAGUGUAUGUAGCAUACACAAAAUCAUCAGGCACUUACUACAAACUCCUUGUAUAGCUGCAGAUGUCCCAUGGUAAAAAUAUAACAAAACAAUCCUAUAGGCAUUGGUCUAGUCUGGCACUUACCUGGACAUGCUGUUUUAAUAAUAUAACCUGUUCUGCAAAGAAACAUUGUACCUGUCUAUAAUCCUGCCACACUAGUUUGCAGAAACCAAGAGGGCUCCCCUGUAGUAGUGUCCCCAUGUGUUUUAUUAAAGCUGUAUGGUUACUUGUAGUUAAGAAACAAUGCUUUGUAGCAGCAGAGCAGUAGAAAAGCAGGAAAAAGAAAGCAAUACUGUACAUAAAAUGUCCUUUAUAUUACCCAACCUGGCAUGGGUCUCUGUUGCAGAGAGUGCAUGGCGAAGGGCUGAAGGUAUAAAAACCUGUUUUGCACGUGCAAAAAAAAUGUAUUGGAUCAAAGAAGUGGUUCUUAAUAAUAAAAAAGAGUGAGAGAGAGAAGACAUAGAGAACUCGCAUGAAAUAUUCAGAAAAUAGCCUAGAAAAUAAAGCAUUAACAAAAUAAAAGUAAUAUAUUAAGUUAUAAUUGGAAUAUGUUUGAAAAGUUUCUUUUUACGUUCUAUCUUUGAAAAAUAUAGAAAGAAACGGAUUUAGCUCAUGUAUAUUUUAUAUUAAAGAAAACAAUACCCUUAUGAAUUGAAGACUAUAUAUAAAAGUUAUAUACAGUACUUUUGGACACAUUCUGCUAUGAAUUAUUUAUAUAAGCCAAAGCUGUAUGAUGUAGCUUUUUGUAGAGUAUAGUUUUAUCUUGUUAUUUUGACUUUGUAGUUUUUUGCUUUCAGAAGAGGAAAAAAAACCUUGCAGGCAGAACAUUGGGGGAAAAAUAAGCCAUGAACACUUAUUAUUCUAUAUGUAAAUUAAAAUUUGAGCCAAACUCUUUGUGUAUAUAGCAUCUUAAAUAUAUCACCUUUGGUGUAAGUACCUAUGUAUUGUACGUUCACCAGAUUAAAAAGUAUAUUUUUGUGGAUUGACGCCAACUUGAAAAAAGGCGAGGUCCUUAUUAAGUAGAGUAUUCACUGUUUAAUAUUUACUAUUUUGUUAAAUAUACUGUACUUUCUUUGGAUUUUAAUUAUUAUUAAUAUUAUUAGCCAGAUUUUUCGGAGGAUGUAUAAAGGGGUUGUCCCCUUCACUGGUGGUGAAUGUGUGCCGUUAAAAUGUAAUCUCUGUGCUGUAUGGUUAAGCUUCAUUAUACAUUUUAUAUAUGUGUAUAUAAAUAGCAAAGUGGCAAAAAAAAAAAAACAACAAAAAUCCGGUGUUAAGUUCAUCCCACAUAAAUAUUAAAAAUCUGUUACAACACAUUUUAAGGCAUUAUUUUAAAACUGCCUCUUGUGAGAAAAUAUUCAGUGGAAAAACUUGACCUAAUUACUUAUGUUAGGGAAAUGAUAACACGUAUCAGAUGAGCAUAAAAGGUUUUGUAAGUGGUAAGUGGUUUGGGACAAAACAUUUGCUUUGGAAAGAAAUCCUCUCAUGUCUCCUAACACUCAAAAAAAUUGAGCAAGAAAUCCAAAUACCCAACAUGCUAUGUAUCUGGUUAGUACCCAACGUUCUGAUCCUGCAAUUCUUUCUCAUGCAUUAGUGAGCCUGCUUGCAAGAGUUAAGUAAGAAAUUCGCCCAUCAUUCAGGGAUGUUAAGGAGUACCAUCAUCUCUGCUUUUAAACUGAUAUUGCUAUUGCUAAUCUAUUGAAGUUGGGCAAAGAUUUACUUAAAACUGGAUCUGUACAGAGUAAGUCUCGAAGGGGGGGGGGGGGCAAAAAUCUGACACAAUUCGCUUUGCUUUAGUAACUAUGUGCUUAACUUAUGUUUUGAGUUAAAACUCUGUGUGCUUUCAAAUCCCUGCUACUUCUCGUCAUCCUGUGUAUGCAAUAUUAUUAUAUCCCUCCGCACGACGAACAAAAUAAAAUGUAGACUUGUAAGAAACAUAAAUCUAGCUACUAGCCACUCCAAUUUUGGGAAAAAUUGAAGUUGUUUUAUGUGUUACACAAAACUCUUUGAAGUUAAUUCUGUAUAUUUAUUAAAACAUUUUUCUCUUGGGCAUUCAACACUUUUUAAGGAAAUUGUCUAGUAAAGUCACUCAGUUGAUGCUAUAAUUAAAAAAAACAUGAGAGGUAGAAAUGGAAAUCCAGUGUGUACCACCAUCUCCUUGGCAUCUGCUUGUACAUGGAAUGAUCCAAGAACAAAGUGUACUGCAGAUGGAUUUCAAGACUAAAUCUGUUGUGUUGUCAGUGUAACUUAAAAUUAUGGAAUUUUUUAAAACAUUUGAGGCAAACUUUGACUUCCUUUCAAAUUAAUCUACAUUUAGUAAAUUGAAGCUAGAGUAGUCACUGCAACAGAAGAGCCUACAGAGGAUUUCAAUUUUCAAAUGAAAACUGCAUUUCCAAAGUAUUUCAGUUCACUUACUGUUUCACGGAACCUUUAAUGCUUUGAAAAGUUAUGUGAUUUUUUUUUUGUUAUUUAUGCACGUAUAUGAACUUUGCUGUACAUUUGAGUGGGAGUUCUGCAUUCACAUUUACUGUCUAUUUUCUUGUGUGCCUUAUGAGAUGGCUUUGCUGACUGUAUGUCAAUAGUCUUUAUUUCUAUGCAGGUUUGUAAGCAGUACUAUUACUGUUUUCUAAAACAAUGUUAUAUAUAAGGUUUGGAGUUUGUAUUUAAAUCACACCAACUGACUAAUGUAAAACUUGUGCAAUUCUUAGGAAUUGAGGAUCAGACUGUUAACCUGUUGCCCAUAGACCUGUAAUGGACUCCAGUAGAUAAGCCUUUGCAACAACAUCCCAUCUAUCUGUGGAAGAACUCCACACCAUAGAAAUCAUAGGGGAACUCAGAUUUUUAAUAACACUAAUCGUGUAAGUUUGGAACAUACUUUUUUUAGGAGAUGUAGAAGUGUUUUGUAGAAGAAAGGACAUGGCACAGGAGAACAUUUCAGCAAUUCAAAAAAAUGAAUAUAGCAUUUUUUAUUAAGUAAAUUUAAUAAAUGCAGUUCAAGGUAGGGUUGCAGAUAGAUCAAAUCUACUGUGAACCUAUUUGGCUCGUAUUGAUUCAUGAGAGUUGUACCUGCUAAAAUGACAAAUCAUCUUUGAGCUCUAACUAAUAGUAUUUAAAAAUAUAUAUAUAAUCAGGGGUUUGUUGAAGAAAAAUGCUUUAGCAUUUCCUUUUAUUGUAAAGGACACUAAUGCAUCAAAAACUUUUCUGAAUUAUUAUGCGCACAAGAAAUAUAUAGUAAAUAAGGAACAUAAUAACUCCUAGCAGUUGAUCGUGGGAAGAAAUUAAAUUAGAAUGUGAAAGAAAGACUUAUAAAUGUAAACAGUUACUUCUUAGUAGAAACUUUCUUCACUUUGCUGUGCAAGAGAACACUGCUUUGCUAUAUUUAAAAUGGCUUUUUUAAAAGAGAUUUAUGUAUUUGGUAAAUGUUUGUAGUCAACAGUUCACACAAGAAGCUGUUCACGGCUUAAUGAUGAUAAGCCGUUUGGCGGCACAAGCUGGACUUUGUUGCCAUCCUUGAGACGAAUCUUUUAAGAAAAAAAUAAGUUAAUCUCAAUUUUUCCCUGAAUGUGUUGUUUUUCUUCAUUAUACAAUAAAUAUUCUAGUGAACUUUUUAUCAAAUGGUUAAGAAAAUGCUAGAAGUUGUUGUAAAAUAUUUGUAUCCUGCAUUCACUAAAGUAAAAAUACUGGCUUUUACUGUGUA
Molecule: messenger RNA, 5866 nt
Organism: Mauremys mutica (yellowpond turtle)
Lineage: Eukaryota; Metazoa; Chordata; Testudines; Geoemydidae
Gene: MEF2A
Product: myocyte enhancer factor 2A
Exons: 12
Coding region: 405-1985 (526 amino acids)
Biological process (GO): positive regulation of transcription by RNA polymerase II; cell differentiation; heart development
Molecular function (GO): histone deacetylase binding; DNA-binding transcription factor activity, RNA polymerase II-specific; protein dimerization activity
Source: RefSeq, a predicted model, not a curated record